This is a messenger RNA of Wyeomyia smithii (pitcher-plant mosquito), 1774 nucleotides long. Its product is annotated as WW domain-binding protein 11. The transcript has a single exon. Bases 110 to 1636 code for a protein of 508 amino acids. The record is from RefSeq and is a predicted model, not a curated record. Gene Ontology annotation, biological process: mRNA cis splicing, via spliceosome. NCBI's taxonomy places the organism in Eukaryota, Metazoa, Arthropoda, Insecta, Diptera, Culicidae. Gene Ontology annotation, cellular component: spliceosomal complex.
UCAACAGUAAAAACGUCAAAAAUACCGCAGAGAUUGAAAAAGUUACGAUUUUUUUUCCUAAAAUUAGUUACUUAUCCAAAAGUUUUCCAAAAAUUGUGAUUCCAUCAUCAUGGGUCGCCGUUCAAUCAACACCACCAAGAGUGGAAAGUAUAUGAAUCCAACGGAUCAAGCUCGUAAAGAAGCACGCAAGAAAGAGCUGAAGAAAAACAAAAAGCAACGGCAGAUGGUGCGGGCUGCCGUUUUAAAGGGAAAAGAUCCGGCCCAACUGAUUGAGGAGAUGGAAAAGAUAGACGAGAUGGAGUUCAACGUGUACCAGCCUUCACCGUUAAACGAGAAGGUGCUGAAGGAAAAACGUAAGAAGCUCAAGGAGACACUAGACCGGGUUAUGCGUCUCUAUCAAGCGGACGAUCCAGAUUUGUGGGGUGAGCUUAAGCGAAAGGAAGUAGAUUACGAAAAACGUCGCAAUAAACGAAUUCAGUACUAUGAGAGUGUUCGGCAUGCAGAACAAGUUCAAGUGGACGAUAUUCCGUUGCCUUCGGCAAAUGAAACUCCUACUCCACUGUCGAUUCCACGUAUACCUAUUCCUCCCGUGCUGCCGGCGAUUAUUCCCCCUAUCAAACCUGCACCACCGCCGGUGCUGAAGAAACCUGUCGAAAAUCCAAUCGAACCUAUGGAGCCAGUGGAUGACGAUGAUGAUAUACCUGGAUGUCCACCUGGCCCACCGCCUGAUCUGUUUGCGAUGCCAGAACUUGAUUUCGAUUUACAAGAAUUCCACAAUGAAACGCAGAAGAGCGUUAAGUUCUUCGAUGAUGCCGAUUCUCGUGACAACUCGGACGAUUCUGACGUUGAAAAACCGAAACAACCCAGUACCGUACAGCAGAAAAUGCUGGCAAUUUCUGGCCAAAAUCUGGAUGAAUUCAUGAAGGAGAUGGAGAACGUGCAGAAGAAAAAAGAUCAGUUAGAUUUGGCAGCGACAGGCGCUAUACCAAUUCCCACCAAACCUCCGAUUGCUCUACCAAAUCCAGCGCCACAUCCAUCGGAUCCCACGGUUAAGUACGUCCCAAUGCCAUCGAUUCCGAUGCCAGGACCCAUUCAGCCAGCUCUUAUGAUCCGACCUCCUCCACUGCGCCCUGGACUCCCCGGUAUGCCAGGGCUGCGAAUGCCACCUCGACCACCACCAGGCAUCCCACCGCGAUUGGGUAUUCGAAUGCCUCCGGGACCCCCAGCCGGGCCACCACCGAAACACAUCCAGCAGCAGCACAUGCGAAAUAUGCUCCACCAGCAGCAGCAUAAGGAUCCGAAAAGUGCCACAAUCUCGGCCAAACCGCAAAUCCGUAAUCUCAGCGCCGACGUUACCCGAUUUGUUCCGAGUACUUUGCGAACCAAAAAAGACGAAGCUAUCAAGCGACCGCAGCAGAAUCGUUCGGACCUGGGAGGACACAACCAGCACCAGCAUCCUCAUCACCAUCACCACCAGCAGCAACAGCAUCAUCAUCCGGGACAUCAUUCGCAGCAUUAUCAGCAACAGCAUAUGCAUCCGGGACGGGCGGGCAACGUGGGUGCACCGGAUCCGGGCAAACCAAGCAAGGACGAUGCCUAUCUGCAGUUUAUGCGAGAGAUGGAAGGUUUGCUUUAGACGUGUUUCAGGUUGCUUACUAGUGUUAAAUAUAAACUUAUGAAAUGGAUAAUUACAAUUGUUUUUUUUCUGGCAGUCAUCAGUUUUCACGAAAUGUAGAAGUGUCGAAAUUAUUUUUUAAAUAAUAACUCCAUUGAU